UGUCAAGGAUUUGACUAGAAUUUUUUCAAGGUGGGAGGAGUGGAUAGAGACAUCUGUUGAACGUGCGUGUUCUUUUUGUGUGUUGAUAUUUCCAGCCAAUUUUCCUGAAAAGAGGUUAAUCAUUGAUGUAAUUAUAUCAAAGAUAACUAUUCAAUGAAAAUGUCAUCACCUGACAAGGACGAUGUUGACGUUGAACUUCUGGAGUCAAGUUUCACAUUUCACGACUAUACUGAGAUAGUUGAACAGUUUGCUUACACAUGCCAAAUCAUGAAGAUGGAGGACAGCUUCUAUGUUUACAUUGGACAGUCUGAGAACGAGCGUAUGGAUGGGCUUAUCUAUGCGUUCCUCUCGGCAUACGACAACCUUCCAGUGGCUGUCAGACUUACCGGGCUUGCGGAGCAGGAAUGGUCACUAUCUCUUGCUUCUAGACUUACGGCGUUGUCUGGAAAACAUGUUUAUAUUAGUUGUAACUUGGAGGUUCCUUGCUAUUUGAAGGUUGCCAUUGGGAAACGUGUUACUGCGGAGUUCAAAAAACAUAUGAUUUCGUAAAUAUUAUUGGGGGAAUGAGUAUUGAGGAGUCUAGUUACCAAAACAAAAAAACAUUUUAAAUGAAUGGGGAGAAUAAAAAUGAUGAGAAUAAAUGUACUUUUUGAAAUUUUC
This is a messenger RNA of Diachasmimorpha longicaudata, 660 nucleotides long. RefSeq lists its product as uncharacterized. The transcript is spliced from 2 exons. NCBI's taxonomy places the organism in Eukaryota, Metazoa, Arthropoda, Insecta, Hymenoptera, Braconidae. Gene Ontology annotation, biological process: proteasome assembly. The record is from RefSeq and is a predicted model, not a curated record. The coding region runs from base 154 to 549 and encodes 131 amino acids.